Molecule: messenger RNA, 1469 nt
Organism: Geodia barretti
Lineage: Eukaryota; Metazoa; Porifera; Demospongiae; Tetractinellida; Geodiidae
Source: the annotation of a GenBank genome assembly
UCCUGUCUAUAGAUAGCUUAUAGUUAGCUGCUACCUUUGCGUAGCGAUGCAAGAACGACGUUGAUGCUCGAUGGUCGCCAUUUUGUUUGCCGUCGGUUCCAUGACAAUGACCUUUGACCUUAAAAUUGCGCAUGCGCGUUUCAUCAACCGCAAACUUCAUCAAGAGAGCGCGUGGUUCCGUGUAUUUACUGUGUACAAGUAGCUACUGUACUUACUACUGCCGGCGUCCUGGUGACCUCUCUCUCCUCUACUCUCUAAAAGAACACUUCUGUACCCUAAGUUAUGGAAGUUCAGCAGCAGACUCAGCAGAUGUCGUCGCCCGGCACCCAAUUCGAGCCAGGGAAAAUAUUUGUUGGGGGGCUGAGCUGGGACACGAACGAAGCGAGCAUGCAGGGACACUUCCAGCAGUUUGGGACCGUGAAGGAUUGUGUGGUAAUGAGGGACCCGGAUCAGGACCCAGGAAUCAGGAAAAACAGAGGUUUUGGUUUUGUGACAUUUGAAGACUCGGCUGCUGUGGCGAAGGUUCUUGCCAUGCCAGUUCAUAUCGUGGAUGGGAAGAAUGUUGACCCAAAAGCUGCUGUUUUAAAGGGAGGCCCGGUGUCAGGAGGAGACACUAAAAAGAAGGUGUUUCUUGGUGGCCUUGCCAGUCAGACCACGGAACAAGAAGUGCGGAAUUAUUUCGAGUCACGAUAUGGAACAGUAACUGAUGUUGACUUCAAGAAGGACAAAGACACCAGUCGUCUACGAGGCUUUGGUUUUGUCGCGUUCGAGACUGAAGAAGUUCGUAAUGAAGUCGUGAAACUACACUACCAUGAGAUCUGCGGAAAGAGGGUUGAGGCUAAAAAAGCUGAACCUCGCGGUACACCAGUGAGCGGGGCCCCGGCACAACAAUUUCAGCAGCGCAUGUAUCAACAGCCAGCCUAUCCUUACCAUCCGCAGGCUGCAGCAAGCAAUGGGCAGUACCAGCAGUACUACGGCGGUGGUGCUAGUAACCAGUACUAUGGCUACCAGCAACAAUCAGGCUAUGGACCUCAGUACAGUACCGGAGGGAGCUACCCGUAUGACCACUCUGGCUAUCCUCGAACUCAGACCUCAGCUGGAGACAGACCGGCUGACCCUCACCAGUCCUACUACCAGACACAACACACCUACGGUCACAGUGGGGCCCAGCAGAUGGGUACAGGGUACACCCAGGAAUCGGCUGCAUAUGGACGAAGUGCCUACCCCACCACCCAGGAGACUGGGUACAACCAGCAACUGGCCAGCUAUGGUCAAGCAGCAGCUGCUGCCCACCAGCAACAGCAGCCUCCUCAGCAAACUCAUCACUACGGAGGUGGAGCCGGAGUGGCUGGUAACUAUGGACACUGAAGAGAAGAACGAAGCAGCGUCAAACUGAACUGAAAUUGUGUUCAUAUUUUUGGCCUCAAACCCUUUGCGUGACCAUCAGUAUUGAAACAACUUGUUGCCAG